Molecule: messenger RNA, 2330 nt
Organism: Lineus longissimus
Lineage: Eukaryota; Metazoa; Nemertea; Pilidiophora; Heteronemertea; Lineidae
Product: galanin receptor 2b-like
Exons: 3
Coding region: 154-1182 (342 amino acids)
Biological process (GO): G protein-coupled receptor signaling pathway
Cellular component (GO): membrane
Molecular function (GO): G protein-coupled receptor activity
Source: RefSeq, a predicted model, not a curated record
UCGCAUUGACGAUAUCAUUAAAAGAGCGUCUCAAAUGACACCCAUGAACGGCAGAGUUUUUCAUGAUAUACCAGCAGUCCGUCUCCAGCUCUCGUGGAAGUUUUUCAAACUCUGCAAUUUUCAUUUACGCGUAUCCAGUGUGAGUUCUCGAGGAUGGAAACGCCGACCUCUGAUGCGUGGACCAUGGAAGCAGAGGGUCCAGUUGGUUCUUCGGUUCUCGCUCUCCGUGUCGUUUAUAAGAUCUUUACAGAAUAUCUCUGGAUCGCCGUGACGGUUUUAGCGCUUUUCGGAAAUGGCAUGUCGAUCUUAAUUACGAUACAGAAAGACAACCGGCGUAUCUCGACCUGCAGCUACAUGACGGCGUUGGCCGUUGUUGAUACAAAUGUUACCAUAGCAAAUGGAUGGGCAUUGAUUUGGAUGUUCUGGGCACCAGCGCCUCCUUCGGAGCUCGCCCUUCAGGGUUUGUGGUAUCUCUCCUACACCAACGCCAUCCUCUCUGGCUUCUAUCUGGCCGCCAUGACAGUAGAUAGACUUAUUGUUGUCCGAUUUCCGAUGGCUGUUCCAAGGCUGUGCACCAUCCGCCGGGCCUGGCUGACAAUCUUCAUCAUGUUGGUUAUCAUCAGUGGCCUUAACAUCUACUUGUUUUACACAUUUAAAAUUACGAAAAGUGGUGGUCACACUGGCAGUGUAGGUAUCGUGGUCAUGUCAGUACCAGACGCCCCAGAGAUGGAGACUUUGGGGAAUAUGUUCCAGUUGGUCAUCGGGACCAUCGUACCCUUCUGCAUCAUCGUGUUCUGUAACCUGUGGAUAAUCACUGUGUUACGCAGCGCCUCAAAGGCGAGAGACAAGAUGGGUGUCAGCGAAAAAGGCAAGAAAAAAUCAGAAAAGGAGUCAACCCACCUAACUAGAAUGUUGAUUAUUGUCAGUAUUGCCUACGUCGUGACGUCAAUCCCUUAUAGGUUAUACAUCGUUAUUAUGGGAGCACCAGAGGUCUUCGCUCCUUAUAAGUUGAAAGAAGAAUAUUGGAGUUUGAGAUUUUAUUGUCAGAAUUAUAUUCUUGAUCAGUUCUGGGAGUUAAAUUAUGCUAUCAACUUUUAUUUAUAUCUAAUUGGCGGUGGUAAGAAAUAUCGCAAUGACGUCAAAGAAAAACUGAGGCUAAUAUUUUCAUGUUGUAGAAAGUAGUUAUAUAUCUGAUAGAACGUACAACUAGUUUUGCGAUUAUAACCGUUUUCAUGCAACACUGCAGCACGGCGCCAGAGAAACACUGCCAAAUAUGGUAAAUGCUGUAUAGAACAUGUAGACACAACAAACUGUUGAAUAUCCGUAUCGCUGUAACGUAUGGUGCUUUCACAUCUUGGACAUCCCCGAUGCGCGAUAUGCGAUAGCGAAACUGAUUUACAUGUAAAUGAUACUUAAUUGAGAGUUUACCUGGAAGAAUCGUUUUCAUUUCACCUUUCAACAUUGUACAGGAUGGGAAAAUGUCACAGUACGAAAAUUCGAUAGGGAUACGUAACACGGGCGUGAGUUUUUGCUUGCCGAAAGUGCCUAUUAACAUGUGGCAGGUUUCGCUUCGUCGACGUACGUUAUUCUUCGUAUGGGUUGCUAAACCUGCCUAUUGUUCUCAUCAUGCCACAAAGACGAAGUCAGAGAAAAGUUAAAACUAUCCCAUACCUUCCUCUUACAUUGACACAUAAAAUUUUCAAAGGCAUCGAAAAAAUGUCUCCUUUAACGAUAAAUACCAAAAAGGAGUUUGAGCAUUAGAAAACACUGAAUAAUUUUGAGUAUGGAGGUACAUGUACAAGUCAUUGCUGUCAAAAUACUUUCCUAGUAAAUUCUUGUUUUCAAAGGCCAAGUUUACCCACUUAUCAUAAUUGUUUUGAUAACCAAACUAUAAUCAACAGUUAAUGAAAUGGCAAUAGCUAAUGAUUACCCGAGAAGAGUUAUGCAGUUCAGUCAGUAAAUGGCCAGUUCAAACACAGCGUUGUGUCCUGUACAAUUACACUUUACUGCUCUUAUUUAAUUGACAUUAAGGAUUUUGAUCGAAAUAUCACACUUUACGGAUUGAAAGUUCAACUCAUUUUAGUUUUGCCGUAAUCGCUUAUAUAUUUAUGCGCGCACGGCCUUUUAAAAUGCAUAGCGACUAUAGCUAAACUCGAGAUGAAACCGCUGGUAACGUUGGUUUCACCUAACUUCAACUGUAUCGACUGUACACUUGUACAUGCAACCCCACUGAAACAUCUUGGCAACAAGGAAUUGUCGUAGGUUUUCUCAUAUUUUGAUUUUGACUUCUGGUCUUCACGCACCUUUUGCAAUACGGAAGGAAAACAAAA